Molecule: messenger RNA, 3526 nt
Organism: Trichophyton rubrum CBS 118892
Lineage: Eukaryota; Fungi; Ascomycota; Eurotiomycetes; Onygenales; Arthrodermataceae
Exons: 2
Coding region: 797-2407 (536 amino acids)
Biological process (GO): protein folding
Cellular component (GO): cytosol; nucleus
Molecular function (GO): ATP-dependent protein folding chaperone; ATP binding
Source: RefSeq, a predicted model, not a curated record
AAAUAAAAAAAACCGCCUUUUUGCUUCUCUGCGACCAUAAAAGGAGAUCCCCCCAAGCAGCAACAACGCAACGCCUCGCCCUUGUCCUAGAGAGCGUCGACCUCCCCGAGUGUCCGUCACAGACCGCUGGACUCGUUUACUUAUUCGACCGGAGAGAAAGAGAUCAGAAGAAACGAAUGUAAGUGGGAUCUGCUCUUUUCUUGAUGUUUGUCCACCGCCCGCCAUAUGUUUUUUUUUUGAUUGCCCCUCCAUAGCUAUCUCUCAAUUUUGAUAGCGCUCUCUAUGGGAUGCUUCGGCAGUCAACAUCUCUCUCCGGCCUGUCUACUGCAAGCCUAGGUUGGUCCCUAGGAGGCGUUGGGAAGGGGGAACGCAAGUAUAAUCCUCCGCUAUGGCUUCAACUUGCAUGGUCCAAAGUGAGAGGGAGGGAGGGAUGCACAGCGGUAUCCCACAAUGAUUAUUAUAACUAACCGCCUACCUCUCCCGCAUCCCUUGUCAAUCUCCUGGCCUAGAUACUGGGGGAUCAAGAGCAAAAGAAAGAGACCUGAAUGUGAAGAAAGAAUGCCAUUGCUCUCUCCUAAGGCCUUCUUGCGAUGUCUGAGAGUGGCGUUGCUUCACUACCAACUUUGACCACCCUGAACUGAUCUUUAUUCAUCUAUUGAUAUCUGCCUUUCUAUCCUAUUUGCCUUAUACUUUCAUGUUAUGUGCUUUAUAAACGCAGGUUGGAUACCGUUUAGCUAACUAUUUUGUUAUUAUAGAUAACUAAAGUACCCGAAUUUAAGACGCAUAUUUCGCCAUCAUGAGUGUCGUUGGUAUCGACUUUGGUGCCCUCAGCACUAAGAUUGGUGUUGCCCGGAAUAAGGGUAUUGAUAUUGUCACAAAUGAAGUUUCCAACCGAUCUACACCGUCCCUCGUCGGGUUCGGCCCCAAGAGCAGAUACAUCGGUGAACCAGCCAAGACACAGGAGAUCUCCAACCUGAAGAAUACCGUUGGCUCCCUGAAGCUUCUCGUUGGACGACAAUUCUCCGACCCGGAUGUCCAGCUGGAGCAGGAAUUCUGCUCUGCGAAGCUGGUAGAUGUCAAUGGCGAAGCCGGUGCUGAGGUUAGUUAUAUGGGCAAGAAGGAGCAGUUUUCUGCUACCCAGCUUGUUGCCAUGUACCUCACCAAAAUCAAAUCCACCGCUUCUGCCGAGCUGAAGCUGCCCGUUUCUGAUGUAGUCGUCAGUGUUCCACCCUGGUUCACGGAUGCUCAGCGUCGUGCACUUAUUGAUGCAUCCGCGAUUGCCGGUCUCAAUAUGCUCCGCCUUAUCAACGACACCACCGCCAUUGCACUUGGUUACGGUAUCACGAAGUUGGAUCUUCCAGCUGAAGGCGAGACCCCCCGGCGUGUUGCCUUUGUUGAUAUUGGCCAUUGCAACUACUCCUGUGCCAUCGUUGAGUUCAAGAAGGGAGAGCUUAACGUCAAAGGAACUGCCUGGGACCGUCACUUUGGCGGCAGAGCUCUAGACAAGGCCCUUGUCGACCACCUUGCUAAGGAGUUCAAAGAGAAGUUCAAGAUUGACAUCAAGACCAACCCCAAGGCCAUGACUCGAACCUUUGCAGCUGCUGAGAAGCUAAAGAAGAUCCUCUCUGCCAACGCCCAGGCACCCAUCAGCAUUGAGUCCAUUAUGAACGAUGUCGAUGUCCGUGCCAUGGUCAAGCGUGAGGAACUCGAAGAGAUGAUCAAGCCACUUCUUGACCGUAUCACUGUCCCUCUUGAACAGGCUCUCGCCGAGGCUGGCCUUAAGCCAGAGGAGAUUGAUAGCAUUGAGAUGGUCGGUGGAUGUACCCGUGUCCCCUCUAUCAAGGAGGCCAUCAGUAAGUUCUUCGGCAAGCAACUCUCCUUCACCCUAAACCAGGAUGAGGCCGUUGCUCGUGGCUGUGCCUUCAGCUGUGCUAUCUUAUCGCCCGUUUUCCGUGUCCGUGACUUCUCCGUUCACGACGUCAUCAAUUACCCUAUCGAAUUCACCUGGGAACAAUCUCCCGAUAUCCCAGAUGAGGCCACCUCCCUGACCGUCUUCAACAAGGGCAACAUCAUGCCUUCCACUAAAAUCCUUACGUUCUACCGAAAGCAGCCAUUUGACUUGGAAGCCCGCUACUCCAAACCAGACAUGCUCCCUGGCAAGACCAACCCCUGGAUUGGACGCUUCUCCGUCAAGGGUGUCACCGCUGAUGCCAACUCCGAUUUCAUGAUCUGCAAGCUCAAGGCUAGACUGAAUUUGCACGGAAUCCUGAACAUUGAAUCCGGAUACUACGUGGAGGAUGUUGAAGUUGAGGAACCAAUUCCUGAGGAGAAGAAAGAAGGCGAGGUAAGUACAUCCAUUAUGCCGGCGUUGCCCCAUGCCGCUAACUCAUAUCCCUUUUUCCGGUAAUCUUUACGACAAAGAGCGUGUUUUCUAACAUAAGAAAACUGUGGAAACAGACCAUGGAUACAGACGAUGCCAACGGCGAAGCCGAAGCCAAACCGAAGAUGCGCAAGGUUAAGAAGCAGCUCCGCAAGGGAGACCUCCCCGUUGUUGUUGGAUCUACCUCGCUUGAUCCUACUACUCGCGAGAAGUUGGCCGAAAAAGAAAAUGCCAUGUUUAUGGAGGACAAGCUCGUUGCCGAUACCGAAGACAAGAAGAAUGAACUUGAAUCGUUCAUUUAUGAACUCAGAGAUAAGAUUGACGGUGUCUACGCUGAGCACGCAAGCGAGGAGGAGAAAGAGAAGCUCAGGGCCAAACUCACCAGCACCGAGGUAUGUCGGCCCUCUAAACCUAUGGCCUAUAGAAUAUUGGUACUAAUAAAAGUUUCUAAGGAUUGGCUCUAUGAGGAGGGUGAAGACACCACUAAGGCAGUCUACAUGUCCAAGAUGGAUGAUAUCCGCUUCCUUUCUGGUCCAAUUGUGCAACGCUAUCUCGACAAGCUCGAGGCCGAAAGACAAGCAGCUGCCCCCAAGAAGCACGUCGAAAUAAAGGGCGACACCGUGGACAAUACUGAUGCGAACGGCGACUCCAAGAUGGAGGAAGUCGAGUAAACUGCACGCGCACACGUGCACGCAUAUGAGAAAAAAAAAUGUUUAUGAAAUGACUUUUCCUCUUUUCUUUAGCAUUCACGACAUCUUGGAGGCUGGUGUUUGCACUACUUACACGUCCUACCGAUUCCCCAUGCCAUACACCUCUACCAUUCCCAUGUUUCAUAUGUUUACAAUGCAAUGGCCUUUGUUCUCUUCUGCUCUGCUUUCCUUGCUGUUUUGUCUUCCUUUUUUUUUUUUUUUUUUUCUCAUACCAAGGUCGUCUGUCCUCUUGCCCAUUUAUCGCCUGGUUGGCAGGUAUAAUGACCACAAACAGAAGGGUUAAAAGUGUUAAAAAUCGUUUUUAAUUACACGGAUAGAGGAAUACAGAAUGAAUUUACUAGAAUUUCAUCGUACAAGCAGCUUUCGUAGAUGCUUUCCAAUUCCCCUCUUGCUUCUGCUUGGGUCGGUCGGCCUUAUCUCGGCGUUUAGAGACGUG